Messenger RNA from Penicillium angulare, 2226 nucleotides. RefSeq lists its product as uncharacterized. The transcript has 3 exons. The record is from RefSeq and is a predicted model, not a curated record. The coding region runs from base 1 to 2226 and encodes 741 amino acids. Lineage: Eukaryota; Fungi; Ascomycota; Eurotiomycetes; Eurotiales; Aspergillaceae.
AUGGGCGGCAUAGGUAUCUGGUGCAUGCAUUUUAUCGGAAACCGCGCCAUCGUCCUCGGCAGCGGCGAAGCAGAUAUUCAAAUCCUUUACAACGUCGCCUUCACAGGAACAUCUUUCGUGCUCCCCGUCGUCGUACUGUUGACCGCAUUUUACUCUGUCGGCGUCGAACAGAAAGCAGGUUACAUUCGCAUCUUAAUUGGAGGUUUGCUCACGGGAAGUUCUGUCUGCGGAAUGCAUUAUGUUGGACAACUGGGUAUCUCUAAUUAUAAGAGCUCGUACCACGUCGCCAAUGUUGUGGGUUCCGCUAUUAUCGCUGUGAUCUCCAGUACAGCGGCGCUGGGAAUAUUCUUCCGGUGGAGAGCAACAUGGACCGAUAGCUGGUGGAGACGAGUUAUCUGCGCUGGCUUGCUUGCCUGUGCUGUCUCGGGUAUGCACUGGACUGCCGCCGUUGGGACGGUUUAUCGUGAAAGAGAUAAAACUAUGACGCAUGGGAAUCAGCUUUCCAGGAGCCAAGUGGUCAUCAUAUGUGCUGUCCUGGCAUGUGUUUCUUGCGUGAUAUUGUCUACUUGCGCCAUUGUUGCGGGUGGUAAUCGGCGUCGAUCGACUACUCGGGCCCAUCAGCUUGUUCUUGCUUGUGCCUAUUUUGACCCCGCUGGGCGAGUUAUGGUGACACCUCAAGCUUUGUUGCCGACGAAGAAGAUUGUUGAUCACUAUAUUGGACGAACUUUCCGAGACGACGAUCUCACCCGCACGCAUCCCACUUUUCUAUGGGCCUUUAGGGCAAGUCGAAACUGGCCCGUUGUAAAAGACUUAGUUCCUUUCAUGCGAAACCGCCUCGAGUCCGAACAAGCCGCUAUUCAGAAACAUGUCUUGUCGCGUGGAGUGGUUAUGAACAAGGAGACGGAAUUACAGACAGAUUUUGAUACAUUGUUCAAACACUUAUUCUGCGUUUCAGCCCAGGAGCUAUCCAACGACCUGCGACAACCACUUCAGGACCUCGGGACACUAUAUGAUGAUGUUUUGGCAACCGCCAUUCCUGUAUCCCGGAUCUCUCGUGCUAUGGGUCGCUCAUCUCUUCGCACAGGAAAGGGUCAGUUAUUGUUUAGCGUUCGACAGCUUCAAAAGCAAGAGGCCAAUCGCAUGGCAUCGCUUGGUUUCCGAUUUGCUACUAUCGAACACAUCACAUCGACUCUUUCACGUCGUAUCCACGUUCCCGAAGCCAAUCUCAGAGAACAUCUCCGUGACAUGCGCGACUACGCCACCUCCAACCGCUCCUUCUCAGAAGGCGUUCAUAUAACUGCAUUUGUAAUGCGUCCAACAGUUAGCGAUCAUUUCGAGAUUUUGACCACAAAAGGCACCGGAAACCCACUUCCAUCAUCAACGCUCCCAAUGCUCCGACUCCAAGUCUCGCAUCUAGACUUGAUUUCUCACAUGGAGGGCUGGUCAAUGAACACCUGCUUGAAAUAUCUCCAAUCUCCCGCAGCUAUCCAAACAGAGCGCAGCAUCGACGAAUUCCGCGAACAGCUAGUUCAAGGCAUAGCCACUCUAUCCAAAUCUCUCCCAGAAGAAAUGCGCGCAGCAGCCACCUUCUCCGCCAGACCCCUCCUCGCCCCCUGCAGAACUACAUCACGCCAAUCAGAGGAACCACAAACCCCAAACCCACAGCAAUGCACUAUUCUUACAUUUUGUGUUGUGGGAACCCUAGACACACAAGUCCCCAACCCAGACUUCACAUUCACUCCCUUCCGCCUCUUCCGCGUCCAACAACAAGUAAACGACGCUAUCGCCGACAGAGAUGGCUUCAGUCGAGAACUGAGCCAAGAACUAUUCUGUACAGACGUGCGCUCUGGUUCCACAGCCUCAGAAUCAGAUAUCGUCUCUUCAACUCGCUCAGGUCUUUCACGUCUUUGGUCUUCGCGGAAGAAUUUCGCGAACCGUCCGCACUCGGGUCAUUCACAGGAAACGCUCUUUGAGUCGGGCUUAACUGCUACUGCCUUGGGCGAUAUUACUGUCCAGAAGGAGGUACGCGUGGAUGUUACGCGGCUGAAUGAAAAUGCUGCUAAGAACCCUAUUAUUGCGCAUGAUGCGAUUGUUGCUGCCGGGGAUAACUCUUUCACGCCUUCGACUUAUGUUGAUGAAUUGUAUAGUCUUUGCUAUGCACCUGGGAUUCGAUUACGGCCGGAUUCGUCGUUUAGUCCUUCGCCUGGGCCGAAGUCAGAGUUGUGA